Molecule: messenger RNA, 210 nt
Organism: Geodia barretti
Lineage: Eukaryota; Metazoa; Porifera; Demospongiae; Tetractinellida; Geodiidae
Source: the annotation of a GenBank genome assembly
AGCGUGUAUUGGCUGGAGCUCUCAUUCUGUACAAUGUUUCCUUUCCUUCCCACUCUCCACUCCCUCCACAAAUACAAUAUAUACAGUACUCCCUGUACAUAUAUAAUACAGACAAAUAAGACUGUUUUCCUUCCCACAUACAUACACAAUGUCAUACCAGUAUUCACAUCUUCUGAAACUUUAAAUGCCGCGUUUGUUUACCAGUUACGA